AUGACUGGCAAGAACUGCGUUGCCAUCGCCUGCGAUAAGCGGUUUGGCAUUCAGCACCAGACGCUGGCCUUCAACAUGCCCAAAGUGAAGCAGCUCAACUCAAAGACCUUCGUCGGCCUUUCUGGCCUGGUGUCGGAUGCUCAGACUCUGUUCAAUCGCUUCCAAUUCCGCCACAACUUGUACAAGCUGCGCGAGAACCGAGAGAUGGAUCCCGAGACCUUCGCCAACCUUGUCUCGACCAUGCUCUACGAGAAGCGAUUCGGUCCCUACUUCGUGGAGCCUGUGAUCUGCGGCCUCUCGGGUCCCGACAACAAGCCCUUCAUCGCUGCCAUGGAUCUCAUCGGCGCUCCCCUCUUGGCCAAGGACUCUGUCGUGGCCGGCACGUGCUCCGAGGCUCUCUACGGCAUGACCGAGUCUCUGUGGAAGCCCGACCUUGAACCCGAUGAUCUGUUCGAGACCAUCUCUCAGGUUUUGCUUUCGGCCGUCAACAGAGAUGCGUUCAGCGGUUGGGGUGCUGUUGUCUACAUUAUGACGCCCGAUGAGGUGAUCACCAAAGAGAUCAAGUGCCGCAUGGACUAA
This is a messenger RNA of Acanthamoeba castellanii str. Neff, 579 nucleotides long. Its product is annotated as 20S proteasome subunit beta 3, putative. The coding region runs from base 1 to 579 and encodes 192 amino acids. Gene Ontology annotation, cellular component: proteasome core complex, beta-subunit complex; proteasome core complex. NCBI's taxonomy places the organism in Eukaryota, Discosea, Longamoebia, Acanthamoebidae. Gene Ontology annotation, biological process: proteasome-mediated ubiquitin-dependent protein catabolic process. The record is from RefSeq and is a predicted model, not a curated record. The transcript is spliced from 6 exons.